AUGGAAUCGGGAACUGGAGUCCUACACCCUCACAGCCCCUCCAACGGACACCCCACUGACCAGCCCACCUUCCAACAGAGUUCCGUGGAAGAAAGGGCCUCAGAUGCGGAGGAGAAAAUAGCCGAAGAAAAUGGCAAGACGUUCUCUUUCCAGUUAGAUGAGAGCCAGGCUGAAAGGCCAGGGUCAGAGCCCAAGAGUGAUGGGGAAGACAAUGCCAACAAAACAGAGCCCGAUGGUGGAAGCAGCUGCAUUGCUCCCUCAGAUUCAGAAGGCAGCUCCAGCCCGGAGAGGAAGAUCAAUUCCAGGGACAGCACCUACGAGAGAACAGGUAGGGUCUUGCUUCUGGGCCCCUUGGUGAACAGAGAAAACAGGAGAGCCGAGGGGCAGGGAAGGAGCCGGAGAUGGGUGGGGUUUACCGGAAGGCUCGCGGUGAGAUCCGGGGCCGGGGGUCCGUGGGAACUGAUGUGGCAGGCCUCUCACCCACGUGCUUCAUCCGCAGGGGCCUCUCCAAAUAAGCGCAGUAUGACUUCGGAGAAGACGAAGCAAACGGCCUCUGACGCUGGCCUCGGGAGCGAGAGUGGAGAGACCCGGGAUGCCCGCCCCAGGGGACCCCAGGGGAGGCGCCGGGGGCGCAGCAAGCGACCCAGAUCUGGGUCCCCAGGAGACCAGCCGCCUCCACUUCGGAAAAGCCUCGUGACCUCCCUGCGCUCUAUGUCGGAGGCCAUUUUUCAGAACAUAGUUCAAGUGUACAACCAGCAGGGAGACUCACCGCCCAGCUGGGAGGAGCUGGCCCAGCUGCGUGGGAGCCUGUGCGCAGCGGUGCAGACUUUCUACGCCGUGGCCCACCAGGCGGCCUACGUGUUCCCUGCUGAGAGCUGGCUCGUCCCAGCCCCGCUGCCCGGGCGCCGGAGUCCUGCCAGGGAUGGAGGAGCAGGUCCUUGCUCCGAGGACGCGCCCCUUCUUCCCUAG
Vicugna pacos (alpaca) is the source of this 969-nucleotide messenger RNA. Lineage: Eukaryota; Metazoa; Chordata; Mammalia; Artiodactyla; Camelidae. The record is from RefSeq and is a predicted model, not a curated record.